AUGUAUUUUACUGUGCUUAUUAUUAUUUUAGUAAAGGUUCAUUACAGUUUGUCAUCAGACAAGUUUUAUAGUGAACUAAAUGUGAAUGAUAUUCUUCGUACUGAUUUGAUGCCGACAUUUUUUCUGGCGAAUGAUGAUGCGUCUCAAAAGUCGAGGGAACGAAGUAAUACGCCAUCUACUAAUGGGUCAAUCGAUGCGGCUUUAUCGACUCUCACAUUUCACAGAAAAAUGAUGAAUGAAUAUCACUGUAGAAAUUAUAUUGCUGAACAAAUUCUGGAAGAGGUAGGCAAAAAUUCCUUGCAAAGGCGUCUCGGGAUGCCAUUUGAUAUCGGCCAAAGCAAAAGUGGUUAUCCGCGAUCUCAAAAUUUAUACGACGUGGGCUCAGCAAAUUAUCAAGAGUGGCUUGCCAAGGUAUCGGCUAUGAACGACAUAUACCGUCAUUACAAUAUGACUAUUAAUCCAAAUAUAACCGGUUCAUUACCAGUCAAUCCUCAAACAGUGCAGGCCAACCCUAGAGAUGGUUAUGAAGUGAUGGAGUCAGGCGAAACAAUUUUCGGUGACCCGGAUGUGACACAUGACUUAUCUAAACACGCUGGGGGUUACGAGUAUUCCAUGCCUCCCCCGCCACCACCAAUGUACCACACUGAACACGAGCCAGAUGAUCAUCACAUAGAGAAGGAGUCGCAUGGUCUGAGCGUCGCAGACUUAUUCGAAAUAUCACUUACAGGCAUUGCAUUUCUUUCAUUCGGCAUGUUUGUCCUGCAAGUUCUCAUGUGUAUUACUAUGACCGAGCAACAACCCCAAGUGAUGCAAAUGGUGGACAACACAGAUAAUAUCAACGUUGAUAAUGUAUUCCGCUUCAAACGUGAAACACAACCCCGACAAUUGAAAUCAUUAAAUAGUAUCUCACGGUACGCUCUUAUGGCAUUGAAGCCGCAAACAAAUAUGUGCCUUUACAGGACACUGUGUUUGGGGAAUAAACAUAUGAGGACUCUGCGGGAUAAGGAAAGAUAUUGGCUACCUUUGAUUCAUGCUGGGAUUGCUUGGACCCGCGGCGUGACUUUGGGAGCAUUGCGCGCAGCUACCCUAGGUCUUGGUGAUGCCGACUGCAAUAAAAUUUAUCCGAAAGAUAUGUGUUAUCAAUAA
Molecule: messenger RNA, 1146 nt
Organism: Pieris brassicae (large cabbage white)
Lineage: Eukaryota; Metazoa; Arthropoda; Insecta; Lepidoptera; Pieridae
Exons: 6
Coding region: 1-1146 (381 amino acids)
Source: RefSeq, a predicted model, not a curated record